Gossypium raimondii (Peruvian cotton) is the source of this 980-nucleotide messenger RNA. Its product is annotated as actin-related protein 2/3 complex subunit 4. Gene Ontology annotation, molecular function: actin filament binding. The transcript is spliced from 9 exons. Gene Ontology annotation, biological process: Arp2/3 complex-mediated actin nucleation; actin filament polymerization. Bases 359 to 805 code for a protein of 148 amino acids. The record is from RefSeq and is a predicted model, not a curated record. NCBI's taxonomy places the organism in Eukaryota, Viridiplantae, Streptophyta, Magnoliopsida, Malvales, Malvaceae. Gene Ontology annotation, cellular component: Arp2/3 protein complex; actin cytoskeleton.
UUUUUCAAUAUUUCUCUUUUUGAUAUAUUGUUUUCUCUAAUCAAAACAAAAGUGGAAGAAGAUUUCAUUAGCAAAAGAUUUUUAUUUUCUUCAUUAACAAAACAGAAAAUUAGCAUAGCGCUAACGCCAAAUCCAAUUGCUAACAGCCAGUUCAAGAAAUCGUUUCCUUUUAUCAAUCAGUUGCUUAAAUCCAGGAAAAAGAAAUGGCAAGCACAUUGAGGCUGUAUUUGACUUGCAUAAGGAACACGCUUGAGGCUGCUAUGUGUCUCCAGAAUGGCUUGGAAAAGGAUGUUUAGCCAUCAACUUUUUGCUUGAUAUAAUGCUCAUAGAUUAAGAGCAGAGGAUUCAACGUAGUCAGAUGGGAAUGAAUUUUCCUUGUCAAGAAGUUGAGAGGCACAAUAAGCCAGAAGUUGAACUAAAGACAAGCCCAGAACUUCUGCUAAAUCCUGUUUUGAUAUGCCGAAAUGAGGCUGAGAAAUGCUUAAUAGAAACAUCUAUCAACUCACUACGGAUAAGCCUCAAGGUAAAACAAGCAGAUGAACUGGAAAACAUACUAGCUAAAAAGUUCCUUAGAUUUUUGUCUAUGAGGGCAGAAGCAUUUCAAGUUUUGAGAAGAAAACCAGUACAGGGUUAUGAUAUCAGUUUCCUUAUCACAAACUACCACUGUGAAGAGCUGCAGAAACAGAAGCUCAUUGAUUUUAUUGUGCAAUUCAUGGAGGAUAUCGAUAAAGAGAUAAGCGAAUUGAAAAUGUCGGUGAGUACGCGAGGGAGGUUGGUGGCUACGGAGUUUUUAAAGCAAUUCUAACAUCUUAAAUAUUACCAGUAGUAUUAUAUCUGAAUGAAUUCUGGGUUUCAUUGCCCACAAUUGUCAUCCUUCAUAGAUCAGUAGCCAUUGUUAGGUUAAAACAAAAAGACAGAAGUCUCUUCCUCUUUUAUGUACUCAUGUUCAUAUGUUUUAUGUUGAUAGACUUUGGGGGAUA